Papilio machaon (common yellow swallowtail) is the source of this 1202-nucleotide messenger RNA. RefSeq names its product alpha-tocopherol transfer protein. Gene Ontology annotation, molecular function: phosphatidylinositol bisphosphate binding. NCBI's taxonomy places the organism in Eukaryota, Metazoa, Arthropoda, Insecta, Lepidoptera, Papilionidae. Bases 188 to 1135 code for a protein of 315 amino acids. The transcript has 6 exons. Gene Ontology annotation, cellular component: membrane. The record is from RefSeq and is a predicted model, not a curated record.
AUAGAUUGUUCUGACUGAACGAAUAGCAACUGUUGAUUGCAGUUUUGAUAUAAAAGCAAAAUAAAGAUAGCAGCUAACAUUAGUUACGUUUACUGACGCAAACGGGAGAAAGCGAGUUUUGUUAUUGGAAUUUUAAAUUGUUUGAAAAUAAAAUAUUCAUAUUAAAGUUACAGGUGAUUAUAUAAAAAUGAACUGGAACUUAGAUCUGUCAUAUGGCACCGAGAAGCUACUACAAGUGACGCAACACGAUAUGGAUGUAGUUCUCAAGAAAUAUAACGUGACGCACAAACAAGUGCAAGAAAUUGUUGAUUUGAUACAAGAUUGGUAUGGAAAACAACCUCAUCUUCCUAAAAUUAAAUUAGAUGAUAGAGUAAUAGUUCGUCUUUUGGUGUCGACAAAAUUUCGCAUCGAAAAAGUAAAAGAUAAAAUAGAUGCACUUAUAUCAACUAAACAUAAAACUCCCGAAUUUUUAUUCAAUAGAGAUCCUUUAUCACCAAUUAUUGAUGAAUAUUUGAGAUAUGGCUUCUUCGCCGUAUUACCAAAGAAGACUCCAGAUAAUCAUCGUAUUUCAAUUUUCAGAAUAAAAUCGCCUCGUGAGUUCGUCGUAAUCGAAGUAAUUAAAAUAGCUCUUAUGACAUUAGAAUAUCGCAGAUAUAAUGAUGUAUGCCUUGGUGAUCAAUAUGUUUACGAUCUGAGCAACGUCAGAUUCAGCAACUCAGUGCAAAUGACGCCGCCAAUUGUUACGAAAAUGGUGUAUUAUGUAUUAUAUUGUUCUGGAUCUAAAAUUAAAGGGAUACACUUGAUUAAUAUGCCAGCAUUCGCUAUACCUAUACUAGGUUUAAUAAAAAAAUUAUUAAAACCGAAAAUUGCUGCAAGAAUCCAUAUACAUUCGAAGCCUGAAGAUAUUGCUAAUGUAUUCCCUAAAAGUAUCUUACCUAAAGAAUAUGGAGGGGAUGAAUUAAGUUUUGAAGAAAUCGCAGAGGAGUGGAGAAAAACGGUCCAAUCUGAUGUAUGGCGACAAUAUUUUAUUGAUCAAGACAAAGUCAUAAGCGACGAAUCCAAGCGAACACGAGUGCUAAGCUGUAACGAAGUCUUUGGAUGUGAUGGUUCAUUUAGAAAACUCGAAUUCGAUUAAAAAGAGUGAUGGCCACUUUAACAAUAACCUUUAUAUAGCCAGCAACCUAUAUUCAAACUAUAUUUAC